Molecule: messenger RNA, 1534 nt
Organism: Sinocyclocheilus grahami
Lineage: Eukaryota; Metazoa; Chordata; Actinopteri; Cypriniformes; Cyprinidae
Exons: 6
Coding region: 70-945 (291 amino acids)
Source: RefSeq, a predicted model, not a curated record
UCAUUACUGCAAAGGAAACUGCAUUUAUUUGAUACAAUCAGCAUUCUUAUUAUUAUUUUAGUAUUGAAAAUGAAGAAUCUUUUAAUUUGCCUCUUGAUUUACUAUGUUGCGUCUGGUGUUGGUUCAGACGGAGUAUCAGCAUCUGUGAUGGAGGGAGAUUCAGUCACUCUAAACACAGAUGUUAAAACAAGCCAACAAGAAGAGGUUGUAUGGUAUUUUAAUGACACUCGCAUCGCUCAAAUCAGUGGAGAUCUCAGUGAUAUCUGUACAGAUGUUCAGUGUAAUGAAGGUACUGAGAGAUUCAGAGAGAGACUGGAGCUGGAUCAUCAGACUGGAUCUCUGACCAUCAUGAACAUCAGAACCACAGACUCUGGACUUUAUAGACUAGUGAUAAUCAGCAGCAGCAACAGCAAUUCAAAGAUCUCCAGCGUUGCUGUUCACGGUGUUCCUGCUGCUCAACGAGAUAAAAAGAAGACCAAGUCUGUAGUGGAGGGGCAAUCUGUCAGUUUAGAUCCUGGUCUAAGCAAAAACCUAAAUGUUGUGAUGAGAUGGUAUUUUAAUGACACUUUCAUCGCUGAAAUCACUGGAGAUCAGAGUAAGAUCUGUACAGAUGAUCAGUGUAGAGAGAGAUUCAGAGACAGACUAAAGCUGGAUCAUCAGACUGGAUCUCUGACCAUCACAAACACCAGAACCACAGACUCUGGACUCUAUACACUACAGAUCACCAGCAGCAGCACCCGUCAUCGUCGCCACAGCAUUGGUGUCACCAGUUUAAAGAGCUUCAGCAUUUCUAUCACUGCUGUUCCAGAUUCAGGAUUGUCUCCAGCAGCUGUGGGAGGAAUAUGUGGUGUUCUGCUGCUCGUUGUAUGUGCAAUUGCUGGCGGUCUUGCAAAAAGGAAAGGCAUCUGUAUGCAGCAAAAUAAUCAGGAGAAUAAUGGGCUCUAAAUCAAGAACACAACCAAUGGGACGUUGCCUAGUCUGACGAGGCUGCCAAAGAUACUUCACUUUCCACUUAACUGCUAUGUUUUAUAUUUGGGAGGCCAAGUAUCAAUAUCUUCAUUACCAUAAGCUUUACCAUGAGUUACUAUAAGCUUUAUAUUUACAAAUUGGAUGUUAUGUGUUUAUAUAUCAGUGCUUCCGCAUUUCUCUCUCUCUCUCUCACACACAUGAAUUAAGCUGCUUGUACAGGAAUCACGUUCUCGCACAUUUCUGAACUUGAACCGGUCUCUCUGUGUUUACGUGUUAAUUACAUGUGUUAGUUCGACACUCUAAUAUAGGCCAUCAAACCUUUCGCUCAUUAUUAGAAUUUAAGAAGCUGUCUACGUAGUGCUAAAUAUACACUGCAAGCAAGCUUGUUUCAUAAUACAUUUGACAAGACAAGUUGUUACAUUAUUGCAUGCGGUCGGUAACACUGGUCAUACUCUUAAAACAUUUUGUAGGCUAUUUAAGAGCGAAAAUAACUCCUCAGUGCCACUAAGUGUCCAAGUUCUAUUCCGUUAAUGACAUAUGUGACCCUGGACCACAAAACCAGUCA